Pelobates fuscus (common spadefoot toad) is the source of this 5800-nucleotide messenger RNA. RefSeq names its product BTB domain containing 8 (gene BTBD8). The coding region runs from base 1 to 5187 and encodes 1728 amino acids. The transcript has 18 exons. The record is from RefSeq and is a predicted model, not a curated record. NCBI's taxonomy places the organism in Eukaryota, Metazoa, Chordata, Amphibia, Anura, Pelobatidae. Gene Ontology annotation, molecular function: protein binding.
AUGGCGGCCGGGGGUCGAGCGGUGCCCGCAGAGCUGAGGGGGCUCACUGCCAGGGAUGGGAAGGAGCGGCACAAACUAAGAGACAUGCUGUGUGACCAGCUCAGCCGGGACCUGCUCAGGCUUCUAAAUGAAGGACUUCAUGCAGAUAUCGUUCUCAAUGCUGGCCAGGCAAAGUUUAAAGCCCAUAAAGUUAUACUUUUGGCUAGAGUGCCUAGGUUUUACAUCUAUAUUACUAGGUACUCAUCAGCAGAGAAGAAUAUUCUGGGGAAUAUUAAGUCUUCUGAAAUCCGGGCAUUUUUGCAAGUUGUGUACUCCUGUCACUGGAAAGUGAAAGACCGGGAAGAGCACAUUUUAAGUUUGAUAGAUGAAGAUUGGAUGACAUCAAUCCAAGAGCAUGAAGCUGUGUCACACAGUAAUAAUAAGCUGCCUGCAUUAGAGGACUCCAAUGAUAACAAGUGCUUGUACUGUAUUACGGACUCUUCUCAAUCUCGUGCUGAAAAUGGCCAUCCAGAACCAAAGAAAGAAGACACUGUUGGUAUACUAGACACUGUUGAUCUUCAAACAGCAUCUGGUCUGGUGAGCGAUUUGCUGUCGUUUUUCCAUCGUUCUUGCUGCCCUGAUGUUACUUUUCAAAUUGAAGAUAAGCAGUUUCCAGCACAUAGGGCUAUAUUAAGUGCCAGGUCAAGCUAUUUUGCUGCUAUGUUGAGUGGUUGUUGGGCUGAAAGUUCUCAAGAUGUUAUCCAGAUUCAAGGAAUUCAGAGUGCAGAUAUGAUUGUCAUUAUGCAUUUCAUUUAUGGAGGAAUAUUGGACCUGCCCAAAAAUGUUGAUCCUGGUCAUAUACUUUCUAUUGCUGACAUGUAUGGACUAGAAGGUCUGAAGGAGGUGGCUAUCUAUGUUUUGAAAAGAGACUACUGCAAAUUCUUCCAUAAGCCACAGGUCGGAAUGCAGCAUUCAGUGUUCGAAUGCCUUUCUAUUGCUUAUUCUCUUGGAGAAAAACAAUUGUACAAUUCUUGUAUGAGGUGGAUUGAGAAAUAUUUUGUGAAGUGUUGGUCUGAAGAGAGUUUUUCCAGUUUACAUGUAGACCUGCGAAAAGAGUGCCUUACAGUUUUAGUCCAAUCAUUGUCUUACAGAAAUGCAGCUUUUCUUUUGAUGGAAAGCGACAGACUGAUCAGAAGUCUCCCUAGUGUGAAGUGGGCUGAAAGAGCGAGGAGCUUGGCAUCUGAGCUUCAACGUGAAUGUUUCAGCUUUAUGGUUAAAAACUUUUCCCAGAUAAUAAAGAGUGAAAACUUUUCUCUUUUAUUAGAGGCCCAGGGGAUGAGCAGCACACCAUAUCUUUUAGAACAAGUUUUUAAUGAAAUUGAAAAAAGCAUAUCAUUUGAAAACAGUCCUUAUCUGUUUAUGGCAUUGGACGAAUUAUUCAUUGUAGCAUCGGGAAAUGAAAUGGGUUUUACGUGCAAGAUACAGGCUCUGCGUGAAAAGCUGUGGACAUUCCUGCUUCAGUCUUUUUAUGCUGUUCGGCACACAGAGGGCUGGAAAUUGAUGAGGCCAGACGAUCAACAGAAAAUAGAAGCAGCUGCCGUUGACAAGGGUGAUGAUCGAAGGCUUACAAAGAAACCAAUACUUACAAGUUCACAGCAAAAUCGAUCUAAAAUAGCUAGACUAAAAGACAAUUACCUGACAUCUGUUGAAAGUAAGAGACAAUCAGAAGGUGAUUCGUCCAAACCAAGGAAGAUGAAAUCUGAUUCGCUAGGGGCUCCUGGACAUUCCUCAAAUGUUGUUAGAAAUACGUCUGCAAAAGGAAAAGAUGAUGAUGCAAAAGGAAAAGAUGGAAAGAAAACCGUUACAAAAGGUGCAAAGGACCCAAAAGCCAUAGAGAAAGCAGCCGUUACUAAACCCAAAGUCAUUACAAAAACCAAGCAGGAAUCGAAUGGUCAUGCAAAAACUGAAAGCUGCCCUUCCAAAGGAGACGCUACUGGCACCGCAAAAUCUGGAACAUCUGGAAAAUUGGGAGCUAGGCCAAAAGUUUCAAAUGGUAGCGUAAAUUCACAGACAAAAGUGAAAUCUCUAAAGAAGGUCAGCAAAGAGCCUUCCUCUCCAGUUAAAGGUUCUGUGCCAAAUGUGAAAUCUGUGAUCUCAAAUGGAGAACCUUCAGGUUGUAACAGGUCACCAGAAGAAUUGAACCAUGAUGCAACAUCUAGUGAGAAUCGUAAUACAGCUAAUUGUUCACCACAGAGUGGCAAAACCAUGAACACAGCAUUGGAUGGUUCUAAGGAUACAGGCCUGGCAGUGAAAUCAGAAUCUCCAUCAAAGAUGACCAAUGGGGCCUCCAGCAAAAGAAAGGUUAAUGACGAAUGUCGUGGAGAAGUUAACAGCUCAUUAACAAAAAAAACACUAGUGAAUGGAGCCAAUGAAUCAGUGCUUCAGAAAAAAAAAGUAACAAAAGUGAGCAAUAGUGCUGCUCAGAGGCCAAAGAGUGCCCCAGCUGCCGUGUCGAAAAAACAAGGAACACUAUGUGAUGGAGCUUCCCCGCUGAAAUCCGGCGUUUCUUCCAAACAAGCUGAUGUCAAGUCCGAUGCAAAGUUAAUGAGUCAGUCUUCCUCUUCAGACAAACGUGCACCAUUGAACAAAAAGAGUAUAAAAACAGCACUUGGAUCAAGCAGCAAAACAAGUUCUCAAACCACGACAAAUAAACAGAGUUUAGGUGGUAAUAAAUGUGCUUUGGUUAGUCAUAAAGAGCCCAAACAGAAAGUAUUAUCCGAGUCACAUAUGUCUAAAGUUUCAGCCCUAAACCACAGACUGGAACGGAAGGAUAGUCCAGCUGAAUUCAAAAAUAGCCAUGACCAACACGCAUUAUCUUUGGAGCCUGCUCACCAACAAGCAGAUGGCUUUGAGAACCAUGAAUCUUUAAAGAAUGAUGGCAAGCAAGCUGUAUCCUGUGUGGAGCCAUCAGGUCAUUCAGAACAGUUCUGUUCGGAGGACCCGUCAUUAACUGACUAUGAGCACUGUCAUGAAAAUUCAAUAGGCAAUCAAAUUUCUAUGACACAGAAGCCUAAUUUAGAACGUUGCUACUGCCAAGAAAAUACCCAAACAGCAUCUGCUGAAGUUUAUGCAUCUGAUUCAAAAGCGAGUUUGACAGACGUUAAAAGUCAAAGAAAACAAGAGAAUGCUGACAUGACCUCACUUGAUGAGCACUUUGUUUUGAAUAUAUUAAAUGAUCAAAAACUAGAAGGUAAAAAUAUCUGUGAUUCAGAGAAUUCAAAGUGUGCUGACAGUUCCAGUGAAAGUGAAUUGUGUUCUGUAAAAGAAGUAGAAAGAAAUCUGAAAGAAAAAGAUUUAAGUGAAAAUGUUUUGUUAUAUUCAGAAGGUACCGAUCAUGUUCUGUGUAAUUCAGUACAAAGUACUGAGCCUGUUUUACAUCAUAUGUCCACAGGUCAUCAGGCAGCCCUACGUAACCAUGAACAUUUUAUAAACUGUUCCUCAGAAAGACCAUUCUCAGAAUGCCCCAGGGACCUAAGCAUCACAGAAAUAAUGGGAAGCCAUGAAAAUGGUGACAUUCAUUUUGCAAGUCACUGGAAUAAGCACUCAAGUACAUUACAUGAAAGAGAGAGUCCAGAAUCUGAGAGUGGAAGUGCAAGCACAUCCUCUGAUGACAUCAAGCCAAGAUCAGAAGAUUAUGAUGCCGGUGGUUCUCAGGAUGACGAUGGAUCAAACGAAAGGGGAAUCUCAAAGUGCAGCACCAUGCGUUGCCAUGAUUUCCUUGGAAGAAGCAGCAGCGACACAAGUACCCCAGAAGAGCUGAAGGGUUAUGAUGGUAGUUUGAGAAUUGAUGUAAAAGUGAAAAAAGACAAUUCAGAUCUGUUUCGCAUUAACUCUACAAGUGAUGAUGAAGUACCACGAAAAAGAUCUGAAAUGUGGUUACAGAGAGAUGUCCCCAAACACAGCGUUCACCCAAAAGCUCUUUGUAGCAGUGUACAGUUUCCUCAGGAAAUAGAACACCUUUCCUCAUCAGCGGAUGAAACUGAAGAUGAAAGGUCUGAAGCUGAAAAUGCGGUAGAGAAAGGUGUGCCAGGUGUGUCAGGUGUGUCCUCUGAGCCAUUUCAAGGAAUAGUGAAUUUAGCAUUUGAUGAUAAUGCUGAGAUUGAAAGUGAAGGCCAGCUUGUUUCGGGUAAUAAACCAUUCACAAGAUCCGUUUUGCUCUCUGUUGAUGAGUGUGAAGAGCUAGGAUCUGAUGAAGGAGAGCCUCAUCCUUCACAAGGGCGCAAAGCAGAAUCUUUGACGCCAGCUGAGGUAUUUGAGAAAAGUUCGAAUGAACAUUCCGAAACAAAAUAUUCAGGAUGUCCUCAAAAAGAACUGGACUCCACUAACCUUACAUUGCAGGAUGGUGGCAAACAAUCAGGGAAUGAAAAUAUAUUUUUAGUUGCAGAUUCGUGCAGUGAAAAUUGUGUGACAAGCUCAGCAUUGGUUUCUGAAAGACAGCUUGUGGAGGCCCAUGAUGUUGCAGCAUCCUAUACAUGUAAGGGCUUCUACAAACACCCAGAAAGUGAACAUAAGUCUCAAACAAGGCCUUGUCACUUGGACCUGUACACAACAGAUUCACCAUCUGAUAUGCAAAGGUUUUGUCCUGCUAAAACUCUUAAUGCAUGUAAGAGUGAUAUUCUUGACCACCAAGUGAAAGACAGCCAUGCACCACCCACUGAAAGCUCCAAUACUGCUUUACCCCCAGGACACAUAGAUGAUUUUGACUCAUUGGCACAAACCUCCAUAUGUGAAAAUCGUCCUUCAAAGUCCCUUUCUCCUAUAUAUGAGAUGGAUCCUAGAGAUGGGAUUGAGCAGAGAAUGACGACUGAACCUAAGAUUAUGGAUUUUGGUUUUGAGGACCAGCAUUUUGUAGAUGGGGACUGGACACUUCUAAGACAACUACUAGAGGAGCAUGGUUCUGAUGUGGAUAUCAUAAACUCUGUUCCUGAAGACCUCAGUUUAGCACAAUAUCUUAUCAAUCAGACUUUACUUUUAGCUAGAGAGAACUCAAAAUCUCAGGGUAAAGCACAUGUCAACACUUCAAGUAGAUGGGGUGACUUGUCUUCUCCAUUUGAUGAUUCUACAAGUGCCACAAUGACUAGCUUUUCUCCUGAUGACUCUUCACCACACGGGGAGUGGACAAUUCUUGAAUUAGAAACACAUCAUUAGAUUGGUUAUUUCCAUUUACUUUCUCUUUGUUCUCUAAUAGGUUGGUUUUCUUGCUGGUUAUGAUUGAGUUGUUAAAUUAACUAUACAGUUACAUACUUUUAUCUUUAAAAUUUAUAGACCGGUGCCAUCUAAUGCUAUGUAUUUUGAAGAAGAUCUUUUAAAUAAACCCCACUGCAUUAAAUAAAACCUAUCAUGCAUAAUUUAGUGGCUUAAUACAGUUAUGCAAGGGUAUAAUUGUUUUCUCUCCUUUUGUUCCAAGAUAGCAGGGACUUUUAUAUAUUGACAUCUAAUGACAAAAAAGAAACCCUUUAAUGCCACUUUAGACAGUGGUUUUAGAAGCCUAUGUUGGUAUACAAACCAGUCCAUCUUUUGAUGUAUGUCACUAGUGCUGGAACAGAUCAACAACAUGGCUAGUGACCUCACAAUUGCUGUUAAUGUUUAAAUAUGUUAAUAUUGAAAAUAGCUUGGUAAACUUAUACAGCCCGUGCCAGAGGCACCAUUUUUUACCUACUAAAAUGUUGGUUUCCAUUGCUGCUUGAGCAAGAUCUAAGCAUGUGUUUCCUUUUUUCCCCCUCUGUGAUUCAUAUUAAUAAAAAAUUUUGUCUUGAAAUAA